Tetrahymena thermophila SB210 is the source of this 201-nucleotide messenger RNA. RefSeq lists its product as hypothetical. The transcript has a single exon. Lineage: Eukaryota; Ciliophora; Oligohymenophorea; Hymenostomatida; Tetrahymenidae. The record is from RefSeq and is a predicted model, not a curated record.
AUGUGGGAUAUGAAUAAUUGUGUUUAGUAAGGUUUCAAUCUGAGGAAUGUGAGACAAAUAAUGCUAGAAACUGAUGAAGAAUUAAUCUCAAGAGAUGAAUAUUUAUAGAGAGUAUCGAUUGAAUAUCUUGAUUCUCAAGUUUAGUAAAUUGAAGAAUAUUAAAUGCCAUUAGAGGUGCUUAUGAAUUCAUUGCUUCUUUGA